CCUCCCCCUCAACUCCACCAUGUCCCUAAGCGGUGCCCCAGCACUCGCAGCGAUGCUGCAUCUGUCGGCCCACGAGGCCCUUUCCGGCGUCUUCGGCUCCGUCUCAUUGGCCUCGUGGAUCUUCCUCUUGGUCCCGCAAUUGAUCGAGAACUAUAAGCAGGGCUCCGCCGAUGGCAUAUCGCUUGCCUUUUUGGCCGUCUGGUUCAUUGGCGACAUCACCAACCUCGUUGGAGCUCUGUGGGCUGGUCUCGUGCCCACUGUUACUGCCCUUGCUGUCUAUUUCUGCUUCGCGGAUCUGAUCUUGAUCAGCCAGUGUCUAUACUACAACUUCAUAAACUCGCGGAAGACGAGAAGGCCAUCCGCCAGGUCGACCCAGACAAUGGAUAGCGCGGAGCAGCCUCUGCUAGGGCGGCGCGACAGCAAUAUCGGACUUCCCGGUUCCCACAGGAGACGCUCGUCUGCGAGGAGCCACAGAGAAAGCAUCAACAGGACCGAUUCACUUGCGUCCAUCGUGGAAGAGGAGACUGGUGGUCGGGAAUGGAUCAAGAAUUCUUUGAGCAUACUCGGAGUGGUGGCCGUUGGUACAGCCGGCUGGGCAAUUGCAUGGAAGACUGGAAUCUGGAAACCUACACCUCUAAGCGAUGACGCUGGGACUACUGAAGUAGCACUGGGGGCUCAGAUCUUGGGCUAUGCUAGUGCUGUAUGCUACCUAGGCGCCCGAAUUCCUCAGAUCAUCAAAAACCAGCGGGAGAAGUCCUGCGAGGGUCUCUCUCUGCUCUUCUUCAUCCUCUCCCUCCUUGGUAACGCCACGUACGGUGCAGGAAUCAUCUUCCACUCUGUCGAGAGGGAUUACUUCCUCACCAACCUCCCCUGGCUCAUUGGCUCCCUCGGAACCAUGGUCGAAGACGCAACAAUCUUCGUUCAAUUCCGCAUGUACGGCGACAACUCCCCGUCCGCCGUUGUAUAAACAAACUGUAAUCACGGGCGAUAUGUAAAGGAUGUAUAUCUACAUAAUCUUCGAUACCCUGACAGCGCAUAUGGGUUGUUAUUGAUGGUAUUUGGCGUUUAUAGGUAGCGAAAACGUCUAGGCUUGGACUGAAAAUUCUGCAGAAUAGAACUCGUAUCUUUGUCACUCAUGUGGUCAUCUUGGUAAAGGUGUACAGUGCCUC
Messenger RNA from Mytilinidion resinicola, 1169 nucleotides. Its product is annotated as vacuolar membrane PQ loop repeat protein. The coding region runs from base 20 to 967 and encodes 315 amino acids. The transcript has 4 exons. The record is from RefSeq and is a predicted model, not a curated record. Gene Ontology annotation, biological process: basic amino acid transmembrane export from vacuole. NCBI's taxonomy places the organism in Eukaryota, Fungi, Ascomycota, Dothideomycetes, Mytilinidiales, Mytilinidiaceae. Gene Ontology annotation, cellular component: fungal-type vacuole membrane.